ACAUAUUCAGAGGUUAAACGUUACCACCAAAGUUAAAGCAGCAUUGAAGUGCGGUCGCCAUUGUUACUCAGCUAAUAGUGCAGACUUCUGCAUGUCAGUACAGCAGCAUGGGUCACGGAGCCCAUUAUAGAGUCCUUGAUGAAAGUAACUUGUUUUUUCCUUCUUGUUGGUUGUGUGUAAUAAAUCGCAAGCUGUACUGUUGGAUCGGGGGAAGUUCAGUGAUUGGAGCGUUCAUAAAGAGAUGAUGUCUGCGCUGAUGGGAAGAUCAUUUCACAACAAACAAACUCAUCACUUCUCAGAAGAAAAAAAAAAACAUUCACACCCAACUGGUUGCACACUGCGCGGACUCUGCCAAGGAGUCCCACUCUCUCGCAGAGGUCCACAUACUGGAAGUAACAGGAGAGGGACGGUGGAGCACAGCUUCUAUACUGGGAUACGGCUCUUUCCUGGUAGCCAGCGGAGGGAGCCCGACCAGCUGGUGUCAGUAGGUCAGAGUGUUUUUCUCACACAGGGACUCAUUAGCGAGUGAACUCAUAUGCACAGGAAGCCUCUGAGGGAAUGGAGAUAGAGAGAGAAAGAGAGAGUAAAAAAAAUAGACAAAGCCCGCUGACGCAGAAGUAUUGAGGUCUCCGCUCGACCACAUGCAGCUGAAGAGCUCCGUUCGUGAAAGGGUGGAUUGUUUCUGAGAGGGGAAGAGUUGCCCAUCAUCGGGGAACCGCCGAGGGGCAGAAUGUCACGACGGGACCAGCGGUUUCGCAGAGGAACGAAAGGACGGUGUUAUGAAUGUGGCUGCAUCCUGUCUCACUGGUACUAUGAAAGAGAGGCACAGCUGUUCUGUAAGAAGCACUACUGGGCCCGCUACGGAGAGCACUGCCACGGCUGCCAAGAGACCAUCUCAAAAGGACUCAUUAUGGUUGCUGGGGAUCAAAAGUACCACCCUGAAUGCUUCACUUGUGUGAGCUGUGAAAUGUUCAUUGGAGACGGAGACACCUACACGCUUGUGGAACGCACCAAACUCUACUGUGGCCACUGUUUCAGACAGGGCGUAGGCUCAGCUACGAGGUCAGCUUCCCCACUGGCCAAGAGUCCUCACAUGGUGGCACUGGUGUCCCUCCCUCCUCUUGCAGGUGGCCAGCGAGCCAUGACCUUCGCCACUGAUCUCAGCCAAGAGAACGGCCCUCUUGUCACUGUGACGGGGUUAGACCCAGCUGCCCUCAGCCCCGACCUGCUGUCGUCCAUCCACAACGGUGACCGAGUACUAGAGGUCAACGGGAUCCCUGUCCUCAACAUGUCCCCAGACGAGCUGAACGGCGUGAUCCAGGACACAAGCAGACCGCUGCAGCUGACCAUUGAACACAACCCGCUGUCUCCAGAUGACCUGCUUCCCUCACACGGUGCACAGGAUGACCUCGGCUCUCCUGACCCGCGCGUCCGGGAUAAACUUUCCCCAGCACACAAACUCCCAAGUCUGGACGAGGAGCCAAGUCCAGGGGAUGAGACGGACGGACCAAUCAGCCUCUCGUCCCCUCAGCACCAGGGAACCAUGGGAAUGCGAUCCAGACAUAUUCUGCGCAGCUGUAGUAUAGAUAAGUGUCCGAUGUCCACUGGGGCGCUGUCGCUUUUAUCUCAGAGGAGAGACAUGGUUCGCUCAGAGUCUCUUCGUGUCGACCCUGGAGAUCGGACCCAUCGCAUCUUCAGACCUUCGGACCUCAUCCACGGAGAAGUGCUUGGAAAGGGCUUCUUUGGACAAGCUGUCAAGGUAACGCAUCAGGAGACGGGGGAGGUGAUGGUGAUGAAAGAGUUGAUACGUUUUGACGAAGAAACCCACAGGACUUUCUUAAAGGAGGUGAAGGUGAUGCGCUGUCUGGACCACCCCAAUGUCCUCAAGUUCAUUGGACUGUUCUAUAAAGACAAAAGAAUAAAUUUCAUCUCUGAAUACAUCCAAGGAGGAACGGUCAGAGAAACCAUCGUAAAAAUGGAGGAGGACUUCCCCUGGAGUACAAGAGUAGGUUACGCCAAAGACAUCGCAGCUGGAAUGGCCUAUCUACACUCCAUGAACGUUAUCCACCGGGAUCUAAAUUCACACAACUGCCUGGUCCGGGAGAACCAAUCUGUGGUGGUGGCAGAUUUUGGCCUAGCCAGGCUGGUAAUAAAGGAGAGGAAUCAGUCGGCAACAUCCUCAAUGGAGCGGCCCGUGAGGGGCACGUUGUCAGAGCUCCGCAGGCCCGACCGGAGGAAGCGCUACACCGUGGUGGGGAACCCCUACUGGAUGGCCCCUGAGAUGAUCCAUGGGAAAAGCUACGACGAACGGGUGGACGUCUUUUCGUUUGGUAUCAUGAUAUGCGAGAUCAUAGGCAGAGUGAAUGCUGACCCUGACUACCUGCCUCGUUCAAAUGACUUUGGGCUUAAUGUAGCCGGUUUCCUGCAGCAGUACCACCCUUCCCAUUGCCCCCCGGCCUUCCUGCCCCUGGCUGUCCUCUGCUGUGACAUAGAUGCUGAUCAACGUCCCUCCUUUGCAAAGCUGGAGGAGUGGCUUGAAAACCUGCUGAUGCACUUGAACAUCGGCCUGCCUCUGCUCUCCGAGUUAGAGCAGCAGAGCAGAGUUUUCUGGCACAAUCACAAUCAUCAAAGGCCCUGCCACAACCAGGACGACACCCUGGAUGGUCAAGAAAGAACCCGGCGUUCAGAGCCACGAAGACAGAGCUGCGGCCCCAUUCAGCAUUCGGACGAUGCCAAUAACCACACAGAGCUUCAAACCAAGAAAAGCAUACCCGAAAGCCAUUCGGAGGGAGAGCCACCCACACGUGACCUGACAGGUUACAGGUCUGAAACCAAUGAACGCGCUGACCCCUCAGGAAAAAAGAAAGCCGAGGACGAGCCUUUCCAACCGCCGCAGGUCAACCUCACGCUGCUGGGUCGUACCAACAGGCCCAGAAGGACAUGCAGAGUGCUGUGGGACACGUCUACAGAGGACAGCUCUUUUCUCUGACUGCACAGCACAUGCUCUGAGGGAGAAUAGUAUUUAUGAAGACAGUUGUGCCUUUUCAAACUAAUGGGAAAGCUGUGAAAGUUCUUAAAAAACGAUGGGAUCUAUUUUUAUGAAAAGCAGUUCAUAUUUGUAUGCUGCUUGAUGUAAACUGCAUAGCACGUUACCUUUGCUCGUAUUUCUCUGGAAACCAGUAUUUUAGGAUGUUUCAGAAAGAGCCCAACCAAUACUAGAUUUAGUUUAAAAUUCCACAACGUUUGGCAGCGCCCUCUGGUAGACAGACUACGUAAUGGCAACGCGGUUUCUGAAUGACCUCAGUCAUAUCUUUAGCAUUCUAGUGCUACAGUUUCUAUUUACUUAUCAGAAAACAUCUAUGAUGCUAAUAAGAAUUGGUUGGCCAAAGUAUCGGUUGAGUUACAGUGUCAACAAGCUGUGAGACACAUGGCACUUUAUACCUGCAGUUACACUGCAUAGGUUUAAUAUUUAUGGGAAUGCCUUUUGUAUUUUCCGUUAAAAUAUUCUCACACAUAUUUUUCAUAGUGAGCAGUGAACAUAUAAAUGUAUGUAACUUAAUAAAGUGAAACAAAUGAAUUUGGUUAAAUCAAAAUCACUACCAUUGAAGCGCAGUAUAUAUAUUAUUCUUUAGAACGUAACAUGAACUGAAUCACCUCUUUUGGGCUCAAGAGGUGGUUCUGAUGCUAAUUUUUGCAAAUGUUGAAUUUACUACAGACAGAAAACAAAGAAACAUUGAGGCUGAAGGACGAAGUGAGUACACCGAGUGGAAAGAAGCUGUUUUGAAUUUGUGUGGCGAGGAGAUACUUAUGUAUCUCUUUCCAGAAGGCAGCAGGGUGAACCGGUUCAUGGGUGUUUUUUGCCUUUUAAUAACCCUGCAGCUCUUUGCAGGCUCCAAUAUCACUGACACUCAGUAAAUGGGCUCCAAUGACGUUCUGGGCAUUUUAAUCACCUGUUGCCAAGUACAGUUUGUAACGUUCAGACAGCACACUUUCAAUUGCUCCUCUAAAACUUCAAAAAUACACCUGUUUAGUUUUCUUCACCAGAACGGAGAUGUGUGAGGACCAUGUCAGGUGGAUCACCAGGAACUUAAAGAUGGCCAUUUGCUCCAUCGAUGUAGACGGGUUGUAAUUUUGCCAGGAGGGGACUGAGCACACAGCCCUGGGGGGCUCCGGUGUGAGAAGGUCUGGAAAACCAGACAGCGGGUAGUUAAGAG
Messenger RNA from Pungitius pungitius (ninespine stickleback), 4214 nucleotides. RefSeq names its product LIM domain kinase 1-like. Bases 731 to 2989 code for a protein of 752 amino acids. Gene Ontology annotation, cellular component: cytoplasm; neuron projection; nucleus. Gene Ontology annotation, biological process: protein phosphorylation; actin cytoskeleton organization; positive regulation of stress fiber assembly. The record is from RefSeq and is a predicted model, not a curated record. Gene Ontology annotation, molecular function: protein binding; ATP binding; protein serine/threonine kinase activity. Lineage: Eukaryota; Metazoa; Chordata; Actinopteri; Perciformes; Gasterosteidae. The transcript has 15 exons.